CGUGCGCCCAAUUGAGGUUCCAACUGGGUCAUAGUUCUUUAAAUUCUGGUCUGCGUCGACAAGACUCAGGUGGUAGGAAUUUAUUUUCCCUUCAUUUCAGAAGUCACCCAUCUGAAUCAUGGCUCGACUCUUCGUCUACGGAACUCUAAAGAGGGGGCAGCCGAACCACUGCUGCAUGUUGGACAAGAGCAUUGGAGCUGCGCAGGUGCUUGCCACUGCUGUCACCACUGAGAAGUUCCCCCUAGUGAUCGCUGGCGAGUACAACAUCCCUUUCCUCCUCAACCUACCAGGCCAGGGUCAGAGGGUUCACGGCGAGCUCUACAGAGUGGACGAGCGCUUGCUGAAUUUCCUGGAUGUCCUCGAAGACAUCCCCGCCACGUAUCAGCGAACUCUGGUAAUGCUUACGGUGGAGGAGUGGCUGGGGCAGGCCGACCACGAGGAGAGAUCCGCGGUGGGCGGCGUCACUGAGGCCUUUGUGUACAGCACAACCACGUACCAGCCGGACUGGCCCUCGCUGCCUCAUUACGAGAGUUACGACUCCCGCGGUCAUCACGGCCUCGAGUACAUACGGAAAUGAUACGGAAGCCUUUUGUCCCGUUGUGCUGCGAGCUGGUGUUCUAUUGCAGUGUUCCCCAAUCUUAGUUGAUUGAUCCAAGGUGCAUAUUUUGCAUUAGGAAAACCCCUCCCCCAAAACAUCCAUCCAUUUUCCGAGCCACUUCUCCUUACUAGGGUCGCGGGCGUGCUGCAGCCUAUCCCAGCUAUCAUCGGGCAGUAGGCGGGGAAAACCCUGAACUGGUUGCCAACCUAUCGCAGGGCACAUACAAAUAAACAACCAUUCACACUCAGAUUCACACCUACGGGCAAUUUAGAGUCAUCAAUUAACCUACCAUGCAUGUUUUUGGGAUGUGGGAGGAAACCCGAGUGCCCGGAGAAAACCCACGCAGGCACGGGGAGAACAUGCAAACUCCACACAGGCUGGGCCGGGGAUAGAACCCCGGUCCUCAGAACUGUGAGGCUCUAACCAGUCGGCCAAUGUGCCGCCUCCUCCAAAAUAAAUAAUAACAAAAAUAAAAAAUAUGAUUUUGUUUUAUUUACUCACAAAUUUAAUCGUUGUGAAAUUUGGGCCUGUUUAGUUGAGCACAAAGACGAUAUCCUUGCAGAAAUCUUCCAUAAUUCUUGGAGCAAUUAAGUGAAUGUGGAUCAUUUUCCGCCACAGUGUUUCCCAAUGUUUUAUUGAGCAAAGACACAUCAUCUUCUCCUUUCGGCUUGUCCAGUUAGAGGUCGCCACAGCGUGUCAUCCUUUUACAUCUGCCAAUCUCCUGCAUCUUCCGCUCAUAUUUAAAUAAUAAAAAAAUCUCUCAGCGCAACAUAAAACUUAAAAAUAAAGUCUAUACAGUGUUCCAUUGCUAUAUCGCCGUUCACCUAUUGCGGAUUCAGUGCAUUGGAGAUUUCUUUUUGAAUUCAUAUCUUGCAUAAUUGGCCAUAUCACAGGAUUUUGAAAGUAUGCUGAAUUUUUUUUGUUUAGAAAUAUGCUUUGUAGCCUUAAACAACAAAAAAAAUUGUCAAAACAUAUUACAAGGAAUAAAACGUACAACCCCAAUUCCAAUGCAGUUGGGACGUUGUGUUAAACAAAUAAAAACAGAAUACAAUGAUUUGAAAAUCAUGUUCAACCUAUAUUUAAUUGAAUACACUAUAAAGACAAUAUAUUUAAUGUUCCAACUGAUAAACUUUAUUGUUUUUAACAAAUAAUCAUUAACAUAUGGCUGCAACACCUUCCAAAAAAGCUGGGACAGGGUCAUGUUUACCACUGUGUUACAUCACCUUUUCUUUUAACAACAUUCAAUAAAUGUUUGGGAACUGAGGACACUAAUUGUUGAAGCUUUGUCAGUGGAAUUCUUUCCCAUUCUUGUUUGAUGUACAGCUUCAGCUGUUCAACAGUCCGGGGUCUCCGUUGUCGUAUUUUACGCUUCAUAAUGCGUCACACAUUUUCAAUGGGAGAAAGGUCUGGACUGCAGGCAGGCCAGUUUAGUACCAGCACUCUUUUACUACGAAGCCACGCUGUUGUAACACGUGCAGAAUGUGGUUUGGCAUUGUCUUGCUGAAAUAAGCAGGGGCGUCCAUGAAAAAGAUGUUGCUUGGAUGGCAGCAUAUGUUUCUCCAAAACCUGUAUGUACCUUUCAGCAUUAAUGGUGCCUUCACAGAUGUGUAAGUUACCGAUGCCAUUGGCACUAACACAGCCCCAUACCAUCACAUAUGCUCGCUUUUGUACUUUGCACCCAUAACAGUCCGGAGGGUUCUUUUCCUCUUUGGCCCAGAGGACACGACGUCCACAAUUUCCAAAAACAAUUUGAAAUGUGGACUCGUCGGACCACAGAACACUUUUGUACUUUAUAUCAGUCCAUCUUAGAUGAGCUCAGGCCCAAAGAAACCGGCGGCGUUUUUGGGUGUUGUUGAUAAAUGGCUUUUGCUUUGCAUCGUAGAGUUUCAAGUUGCACUCACGGAUGUAGCGCCAAACUGUAUUUACUGACACUGUUUUUUCUGAAUUGUUCCUGAGCCCAUGUGGUGAUAUCCUUUACACAUUGAUGUCGGUUUUUGAUGCAGUGCUGCCUGGGAAUUGAAGGUCACGGGCAUUCAAUGUUGGUUUUCGGCCUUGCCGCUUACAUGCAGUGAUUUCUCCAGAUUCUCUGAACCUUUUGAUGUUAUGAUGGACCGUAGAUGAUGAAAUCCAUAAAUUCCUUGCAAUUCUACGUUGAGGAACAUUGUCUAAACUGUUCGACUAUUUUCUCCCGCACUUGUUCACAAAGAGGUGAACCUCGCCCCAUCAUUGCUUGUGAAUGACUGAGCAAUUCAGGGAAGCGCCUUUUCUACCCAAUCAUGGCACCCACCUGUUCCCAAUUCGCCUGUUCACCUGUGGGAUGUUCCAAACAGAUGUUUGAUGAGAAUUCCUCAACUUUCGCAGUCUUUUUUGCCACCUGUCCCAGCUUUUUUGGAACGUGUUGCAGCCAUAAAAUUCUAAGUUAAUGAUUAUCUGCUAAAAACAAUAAAGUUGAUCAGUUUGAACAUUAAAUAUCUUGUCUUUGUAGUGUAUUCAAUUAAAUAUAGGUUGAACAUGAUUUGCAAAUCAUUGUAUUCUGUUUUUAUUUAUGUUUAACACAACGUCCCAACUUUAUUGGAGUUGGGGUUGUACAUGGUGUAAAGGACGACUGUGCAUUACUUUAUGUUCAAGUGUUUAGAAGGUGUUUAAGAGUAUAGAGAGUGUUUUAUAAGCGUAUGGUAGACGUUAAUAGGAGUGUGGGAAAGAUUAAUAAGAGUUGGGUGGCUUCAUACAGCUUUAAAAUAUAAUCCCCAAAACACAUUUCAGCAGGUCAAUUGAUUCAAAAGUAGACACGAUGGCAAAUAUAAACAUAGUGAACAUGAUCGUUGAGGAAGCGGCUAAGUAAUUGACUUUUCGGUUGCUCGGAGAGAGAGCUGGUGUUAGCUAGGCAAGCCAUUAUGUUUUCUAAAUUAUUCAAAGCGAGGAAAUUAUGGGUAUGUAAUAAUAUACACAAAUUUAUAUGGUUUUAGUCAUAAAUGGGCCUCUGAGGGUAACCAUAAUUGCAUUGUGGCCCACGUGGAAAACAACUGACACUCAUGCAUUAGUGCAACUGAAUAUUACUGUACCCUUAUGCUACCCCACUGGCUUAACAGAAUUGAUAUUGUAGUAUGCUCUAAAUGCUUAUUUUCUGUACUGUGUGGUUCUAAACACAAAACACUUGUGUCAUGUCUCUUGAAUACAAACAGAUUGUUGCCAUCUUUAUUAAGAAUAGAAAAAUGUCGGGUUUGUCGAAGAAAAAUCCUUUGGAAGUUUAUCCAUAAAAAUGAGAGACAAAAAUGUGGAAAAGAAAUAAAGAUUCAAGCAAAGCAGAUCAUUUCACAGUGUUUCGAAGUACUGUACAAAGGGUUGCUGCAAAACUAGGGAGGAAGACGUGUUGCAUUUGAAAAUGGCACUGCAUUAUUGUAUAUUAGAUUGUCAUACAAAAUGAAA
Phycodurus eques (leafy seadragon) is the source of this 4024-nucleotide messenger RNA. RefSeq names its product gamma-glutamylaminecyclotransferase-like. The transcript has 2 exons. The coding region runs from base 119 to 577 and encodes 152 amino acids. The record is from RefSeq and is a predicted model, not a curated record. Gene Ontology annotation, molecular function: gamma-glutamylaminecyclotransferase activity. Lineage: Eukaryota; Metazoa; Chordata; Actinopteri; Syngnathiformes; Syngnathidae.